Molecule: messenger RNA, 1046 nt
Organism: Drosophila sechellia
Lineage: Eukaryota; Metazoa; Arthropoda; Insecta; Diptera; Drosophilidae
Exons: 2
Coding region: 505-906 (133 amino acids)
Source: RefSeq, a predicted model, not a curated record
CAGUUGGCCUGCAGCCUUCUGUUGGGCAGAUCCGGGGGCACCAGGUUCCCAGUUACCCAGGUUCGCCGGUUCUGGCCAAGCUCAAAGUCAAACAGCGUCGGGAAAGUAAACUGAGCUUGAAAGUCAAUAAGCGGGGCGCAGGGUUUGGGCCUGAGUGCCACCUGAGUUUCCAAGGAUCUCGACCCGGAAAGUGUUGAAAAGCGUUUAAAGCUUAGUAUCCUUUUUUUAAUUUUUUCUUCAUUGAUUUGGUCAAAUGUUUGCAAGAAGUCAAGAGAAUGCUCGAACAUAGAAUAUCUCAAGUUUCUACUGAAGUCAGUUAACUUGAAAAGGCUCUAAAUACACGAAAAACAUACAACAAAUAAACUGGAUAGCUAAAAUAUAGCUUAGCCAAGAAAAUCAAAUAGUUUUGACGUAAUGUUAUAUUAUUCCCAUAAUUUAUGAUACAAAUUUGAAGUGAAUAAAAUUUGCUUGAUAAAUCCUCAGUUUACCUAAGAAGAUAAAAUCAUGGCUCGCCGUAAAAACAAAAAACAAAUGCUGAUAGAAAUGCUCACGCGGCCCCAAAAUGUGGAUCCUUCCAAGUCGAUGGAAAAUCAAAAAAAUCCGGAUUUAAAGCAAAAAACGAUGGUUGCGGCGGCCGCGGCCAAAGGAUACAACCUUCCUCGGCCCUUGAAGAGGGAUGUUAUCCGCAAGAUUUGCAGAUUGCCACCAGAAACGUGCAAUCAGAAGACAAAAGCGCAAGUGAUGUACUACAAUUCCAACUACGGAAGGUUUAAGAAAGCCAAUCUCAGCCAAACCGAUUUUCACGAGCCUACUUGUCCCAAAACUCGCAGAUCGACAAAAGCCAAUGAAAACCAGAAAUUUAGUACUGCAUCCAGGCAGAGGACGCAAAAGAAGAAAACAAAAUAAUCUUAAGUCUUCGAAUCCGUAUGGAUAUACUAUAUAUUCUAUUCUUGGAUGGCAUGAUUAUGUGUUCACCAAGUCCUGUGUUUUUUAUACAUUUUUCAUGUACAUAACGCCUUGUGAAAUACUGUUCAAUACACGCAUCU